Rotaria socialis is the source of this 354-nucleotide messenger RNA. The record is from the annotation of a GenBank genome assembly. NCBI's taxonomy places the organism in Eukaryota, Metazoa, Rotifera, Eurotatoria, Philodinida, Philodinidae.
AUGUCUCCUUCGGUUAUUCAUUCUGUAAUCGAUUUCUUUGUCAAACCAGAGUCAAUUGAAAAAGUACGUUCGAUUUUAUUAGGAAUUCUGGAACCAACACGGAAAGAAGACGGUUGUUUAAAAUAUAAAUUAUUUGAAAAUCUGAAUGAUCAUUGUCAAUUUACAUUUAUUGGAGCAUGGGAAAACGAAGAUUCAUUUGACGAUCAUCUACAAUCGGAUCAUUUUCGUAAAGCUGAUUCUGAUAUUAAAAAUGAUUUACAAAAAUCCAUUGAUGUAAAACGUUAUAGAUAUAUACAAACCGAUCCAACCAAAUUAUCCGAUACAAAAACGAGUGGAUUUUGUAUUCUAAUUUGA